Messenger RNA from Apodemus sylvaticus (European woodmouse), 3197 nucleotides. It is a transcript of the gene Steap4, whose product is annotated as STEAP4 metalloreductase. Gene Ontology annotation, biological process: copper ion import. The record is from RefSeq and is a predicted model, not a curated record. Gene Ontology annotation, molecular function: ferric-chelate reductase (NADPH) activity; cupric reductase (NADH) activity. NCBI's taxonomy places the organism in Eukaryota, Metazoa, Chordata, Mammalia, Rodentia, Muridae. The transcript has 5 exons. Gene Ontology annotation, cellular component: plasma membrane; endosome. Bases 206 to 1618 code for a protein of 470 amino acids.
CCCAGGUUGAACUCUUCCCGGAAACUUUGCUUCACAGCUACUCUUGCGAAAUCAAGCGGGCCCUCCUCCCUCUGCUCUUUGGCUUAAAGGCGAGAGCCUGGAGCCCGCGCAGAGCACAGGCUGGCUACCUUGCUCUGCAAGCCUAGAGGCAGAGCCCACCGCAGAGACGCCAGACGAACGCCCCUGGGGCGCCUCUCCAGCAGUAAUGGAGAAAGGAUGUGCAGACGCAUUUCCUCUGACAACCGAUUCCUCAGAAAAACAAGGAGUUGUCUGCAUUUUUGGAACAGGGGAUUUCGGGAAAUCCCUGGGACUGAAGAUGCUCCAGUGUGGGUAUUCCGUUGUCUUUGGGAGUCGGAACCCCCAGGGGUCCAGCCUUCUGCCCAGGGGUGCAGAAGUCCUGAGCUAUUCAGAAGCAGCAUCGAAGUCUGACAUCAUAAUCCUGGCCAUGCACAGAGAGCACUACGAUUUCCUCACAGAACUGGUUGAUUCGCUCAAAGGAAAAGUAUUGGUAGAUGUCAGUAACAAUCGCAAAAUCAAUCAGUACCCAGAAUCAAAUGCUGAAUACCUUGCUCAACUGGUGCCAGGAGUCCAUGUGGUCAAAGCGUUUAACACCAUCUCAGCCUGGGCUCUCCAGUCAGGGACACUAGAUGCAAGUCGGCAGGUGUUCGUCUGUGGAAAUGACAGCAAGGCCAAGCAGAGAGUGAUGGACAUCGCGCGUACACUCGGACUCACCCCACUGGAUCAAGGAUCUCUCGUGGCAGCCAGUGAAAUCGAGAACUACCCUCUGCAACUAUUUCCAAUGUGGAGGUUCCCUUUCUACUUGUCUGCUGUGCUUUGCGUCUUCUUCUUUGUGUACUGUGCUAUACGAGAGGUCAUAUACCCCUACGUGAACGAGAAGAUGGAUACUACGUUCCGCCUGGCUGUUUCCAUCCCGAAUCGCGUCUUUCCCAUAACAGCACUCACCCUGCUGGCCCUGGUGUACCUCCCUGGUGUUCUGGCCGCCAUUCUGCAGCUCUAUCGAGGCACAAAGUACCGCCGAUUCCCAAACUGGCUUGACUACUGGAUGCUUCGCAGAAAGCAACUGGGCUUGGUAGCUCUCGGAUUUGCCUUCCUACACGCCAUCUACACACUCGUGAUUCCUAUCCGUUACUAUGUUCGAUGGAGGCUGAGAAACGGGACCGUCACUCAGGCCCUAGCUAAUAAAGACAGCCCAUUUAUUACCUCUUCUGCCUGGCUUAGUGAUUCCUACUUGGCACUGGGAAUCCUGGGAUUUUUUCUGUUUCUUCUCUUGGGAAUCACCUCCUUGCCGUCAGUAAGCAACAUGGUCAACUGGAGAGAGUUCCGAUUUGUCCAGUCCAAACUGGGUUAUCUGACCCUGAUCUUGUGCACAGCCCACACUUUGGUGUAUGGUGGAAAGAGAUUCCUCAGCCCUUCCGUCCUCAGGUGGCACCUUCCUUCGGCCUACAUUUUGGCACUCAUCAUCCCCUGCUCAGUGUUGGUGAUGAAGUUUAUCCUCAUCAUGCCGUGCAUAGACAAGACCCUCACGCGCAUCCGCCAGGGCUGGGAAAGGAACCCAAAAUACGCGCAAUCAGCACUGAACGGAAAAUCGGAUAUUUAAACUACAGUUGGAUUUGCCGGGAUUGGUGUGUACUAUUGUAGUAAAUGUUAGAGCAUAAUGUGUCCAGUUAUAAAAAAAAAAAAAAGCAUUUUCUGUCGUCACGGUCCCAACUUCAUCAUCACAGCAGGAAAUGUUGCCUGACUUUGAAAGACCACAGAGCAAGGGCGCGCUCGAUGUGAUGACUCAUUGCAGGGCUCCCUCACUUCCUUUUCCAGAAACCCUGGCGAUGCCACUGCGAUUAGAUUUACAGUUCCGCAUGACAAAGCUUCUUGGUUAUGGGCAACAUGAAUGGUGUAAUGUUUUGCAGAGUUCUGAAAGAGUGUGUGCAACUCCCUUUCCUAAUUCAAGGGCUGAUGUGAGUGAAAAGGCAACACGAGUCAUACUAAAGGUUCUGCUUGACACGCCUGAAGAAAAGGCUCAAGUGAAGUAGACGGAAAAAGAAGGUUUGUUUGUUUCCUGGAAGGAGUGGUGAUCAAUUUAAGUAUUGUCACACUGACCUGGGGGUACUUGGGAUCCGGCUGUAGUACUGAGCUCAAAACUUUGGCCUUAUGCAGGUUACAUAAAUGAGCUACGUACACGCCAGCCCUGCGGUGUUGAGUAUGUAGACGUAUGGACCCCUUGAUAUUUUGCUUUUACCAAUGUGUAUACUUACUAUGGGGAGAUAUUUUAAACUGCAACAAAAUGUAACAAUUGGUUUGAAGUAACCAUUCCUUGGAUAUAUGGAAAGCUAUGCAAUUGUCCCAAGAUUCUUCCUCUACCAGGGAUGGCUUGAGGGGAGAUGGGGCAGGAGUUGAGCUGUGAUCCUAAGUUGAGGGAAGCCGGGAAAGAGAGGAAGAUCCUUUGGCAUUUGGUUUUCAGGUGCCAUUAGCAGAGACAGGUUGAAAAUAGCCUUGUACAAAAAUGCCUCAUAAGCCAGAAUGUUAUCUAGUGAGCUAAGCAAAUACUAAUACAGUUUCACUAUGCUGUUUGGUAUCAUUUAGGGGUUGUGGAGUGCUUUCUGCAUUAUACAUUUCAAGUACUGUUCAGUAUUAAGCAUCUGUGAAAUUAACUUCCAGCAUAAACACGGAGCUCCAUAAUCUGUCUCUGUUAUCGUUGUAACUGGUGCAGUUAAAAGGAAUCGUCUGAAAUCGUCGGCGCGAGGAGAGGAUAGCUGAGAGAACCCUGGGACCCUCGGAAGAGGCAAGCAGCAGUGAGCCGGAUGCAGCCGGCUCUGGCGUCCUGCUGGUGUGGAUGGUGACUUUCCCAAGGUGACCUUUAGCAGGCUGACUGAGUGUCCCUAGCUCUAGCCUGAAGCUAAAAAAAGAUUUUUGCACAAUCUUCCCACUUGUCACCAAAAUAAGUAAAAGGCAUUGGGUUUGACAUUUUUCUGCCUAAUCUACAAAGGCUGUUUAUUUUUCAUUUUGCUAGCUUUUAUAUCAUAUAUUGCACAUGAUAUCAUACAUUGCUCAAAAUCCAGGGAUUUUUUUUAUAUAAAGCUCUUAUAUAACACAGACAUUUCUUUUACUAUUGCCCUAAUAAAAUAUGUAGACUAUAUUCAGUUUUUACUAAAAGGACAAUUGAGUUGUCUUUGUACUAACCA